Messenger RNA from Oreochromis niloticus (Nile tilapia), 1515 nucleotides. RefSeq names its product COP9 constitutive photomorphogenic homolog subunit 7A (gene cops7a). Gene Ontology annotation, biological process: COP9 signalosome assembly. The record is from RefSeq and is a predicted model, not a curated record. Lineage: Eukaryota; Metazoa; Chordata; Actinopteri; Cichliformes; Cichlidae. Gene Ontology annotation, cellular component: COP9 signalosome. The coding region runs from base 153 to 959 and encodes 268 amino acids. The transcript has 8 exons.
CUCCUCUCUAAUCCGCUGCAACAAGUCGUGAUUGACAGCUGCCUUUGUCCCGCCUCCUUUGAGCUACUGUCCAAUCACGGAUUACGUCACUUUGUUGUAGCGGAACUGAGCACUCGAAAGGGAAGCUGUCUGCCAGAAACCAACACAACAAGAUGGAGGUGGAGCAGCUCCUGUCUCUGUCAGGCUCAGCACUGGCCCAGGCUGUCAGCUCUCUGCUGGAGACCCCAGGCCUCUAUGUUUUCUCUGACAUCUUGGAGCUGCCUAAUGUCAGAGAGCUGGAGAACGGUCCUCAUGCACCAGUGUACCAGCUCCUGAACCUCUUUGCCUAUGGAACCUACUGCGACUACAAAGAGAGAGCAGCCUCACUUCCCGAGCUGACCCCGGCACAGAGAAACAAACUCCGUCAUCUGUCGAUCAUCAGCUUGGCUUCCAACCUCAAGUGCCUGCCGUACUCGCUGCUCCUGCAACAGCUCGAUCUGAAGAACGUGCGGGAACUCGAGGACCUGCUGAUUGAAGCUGUUUACUGCGACAUCAUCCAGGGGAAACUGGAUCAGAGGAACCAGCAGGUGGAGGUAGACUGCAGCGUGGGUCGCGACCUCGGCCCUAAUGAGCUGCCAAACAUAAUCAACACGCUGCAGGAGUGGUGUGCAGGUUGUGAGGCAGUUCUCUGUGGUAUUGAGGAGCAAGUCUCGAGGGCAAACCAAUACAGAGAGAGCCAGCUAAAGGUCAAAGUCCAAGUGGAAACAGAAGUCUCAAAUCUACAGAAGACGUUAAAGGCCAGCGCCGCGUCUCCGUCAUCAGGCCCCGCUCCCGCUGGAGCCGCCUCCAAUCAGGACGCAGACCAACCCGCUGAGCCACGAGACCCCGCUUCCUCUCAGGAACCGAGACAACCAGGCAAAAAGAGCUCAAAGGUGAAAGGGCUGCGCGGCAGCGGCAAGAUCUGGUCCAAGUCCAACUGAGGACGAGGGGACAGCGGCACUGAUGGACACUCACUAAUCGACAGGCACACAUGGUGUCGACAAAAACAAACAAACAUUUAAAAAAAUAAAUAAAAUGUGAUCACAGUUCAUUUACCACAGAACAACCAGGGAGCUUCACGGGAACUUUCUCUUCUAACCAAAUCUCACCCUGACGGAUUGAGAAACACACACCGAGCUGAUGGAUAAAGCAGGCGUGACAUCCUCUCCUGCAGUCGUUAACGGGCGGACUGUUGGUGUAAAUACACGGAGACAGAGCAGUCUGCAGCAGGAGUCAGUUGCCUUUGACCAGAAACAGGAUCAGUGUAUUUGACGCCUGUUUGUUUGUGUAUGUGUGUGUGUGUGUGUGUGCGCGUGCGCGAGUGUGUGUGUGUGUGUUUGCAUUUUUUUGGUCUAAAUUGUUCUCUUGGUUUAGUUUAAUUCUAUGUUGCUUUGUAUUAUUUGUCUGUCUCGCUCGCUUCUGAGGUGAGACAUGUAAAAAAGGAAAAAAAAAUCUGAAUAUAAAUUGUUGGAAAAUAAAACGAAGCCCUGUACUUGU